GAAUGGUACAUUCCGUCUAAACAACGCAAUCCUGCCACCCUGCUACUGCUAGUGCUAUCAAGGCGGCAACAACUCUCACCGAGCUGGGGAUGGUCAGCAUAAACAAGGCAGAUAUCGUUGAGCCCGCCGACGAAAUCGACCCUCCCAUGGAUCCCAGUCAUGCUCUUGCAGUGGACAAUUGCGUCGACGCGAAUCCAGCAAUGGAAAAAUCAAUUUCUCCUUCGCGGGUACCAAAGAGAAGUUUCCAACCGCCCACAAACGAGAGACAGGGGGCAGAGGCAGAGGAAAUUGAAAACCUCCAUGUUCAGAUCAGACCUCUCAAAUGUAAGUUGAACAAGGUACCGUAUUAUCGUUCUAUACGCGAUGAAAGGCAGCAGGUUGAGGUCUACCGCCGGCUCUCCCGGUACUACACCCAAGCCCAUGAGUUACCCUCGCCCGGAGAGGAACCAGAUAAUGCGCAACUGGGCAAGGAACUCGAGCGUUGUCUGGAUGCUUAUGAAAUAAAUUUCCUCCAGCGCGCCAAAGACAAUCCUGAAUGGUACUUCCAUCCUGAACAAUGCAAGCUUGCCGGCUUGGAAGACUACCAGCGGCUAGUGCUUCGUGAUCAUGGUAUGUAUGGAGAUUUGAAGCAAUACCACCUGUAUUAUCAUACCUACCAGGGAGAUGUAGAGUAUGUCCAGUUCCGUGAGCAGAUGGCGGAGCAAAUUAAGUGGAUUGACAACGAAGCAGCACUCUUCGGCGAUCAGCGGCUGAGAAACGAGCUAGAGGCUUUUCUUCAAACACUGAGGAUUGCGAUGAGGUUUCCAAAUAUUUCCGGACGCUCAAUUGUCUCUGCCUUACGUGAGCAUCUAUAUAGCCUUCGGUUUGACUUUAACCACCGGAAGGACUUGGAUGGUGUCUAUCUUGAGAUAUGGAAACGGGUUGCUAGGAAUAAGAUGAAUUUCGGUGAUGCUUUGAAGCAACUGUAUGAAGAGAACAUUUUCCCGUUCCGCAGACCUGACAUCAAAUUAGCACUCGAUAGCUAUCCAGGCCCCAGUUGGAUAAACUCUAGUUAUGAUACUUACGUGGCUGGCAUUGAUGAGGGGUUCUCGGAAGACGAAGCUCAUCCCUUGAUCAUAGAGGCCGUUGAGAAAAUGGUUGAGAAACGGAAGAACUAUUUGGAUUACACCAGAAAGAAAUUGGAAAUCGCAGCACGUAUUGGUUUGAAAACGAGCAGCUUAGAGGUCACUGCACAAGGCGGGGAAAACCAUGGUGAUGGGAAGGCUGCAAUAGUGAGCCGAGGGAAGCUAUGCCAUGAAUAAAGAAUGGCCUAUGUUGCUGGUGCCGAACCUGCUGAUUCCACCCUGUGCUCUGUCGCAUGAGCUCCUGGUCACUUUGUGAUGUCAUCAUCUCUAUCUAUGCGCUCCAUGUAUCCAGGGCACACACUUUGGAGCAGAUGUAUUCGUCUUUCCGCCGGUGAGUGCCAGAGUCCAAUUCACCUUGGCUCCUCUGGAGCAGAUUGACACUGCUAUAUUGCUAUGUUGCUAUGUUAUCACAAUAAUUCAUUUCCAAUAUGGCGAUCUUAUCACCAAGUACAGCAAACACCAUUGAAAUCUUAAGGUGUUUCUGUUUUCUAGGAAUAAGCACAUGUACGCCUCUAGCCACUCUCGCAGUCACACACAAACUGCUUCCUCUAUUCCAUGCGCAAGUUUACUGAUCAGUAAA
Messenger RNA from Triticum dicoccoides, 1704 nucleotides. RefSeq lists its product as uncharacterized. The transcript is spliced from 11 exons. Bases 90 to 1301 code for a protein of 403 amino acids. The record is from RefSeq and is a predicted model, not a curated record. Lineage: Eukaryota; Viridiplantae; Streptophyta; Magnoliopsida; Poales; Poaceae.